Molecule: messenger RNA, 2400 nt
Organism: Dendroctonus ponderosae (mountain pine beetle)
Lineage: Eukaryota; Metazoa; Arthropoda; Insecta; Coleoptera; Curculionidae
Product: kinesin-like protein KIN-1
Exons: 11
Coding region: 27-2330 (767 amino acids)
Biological process (GO): microtubule-based movement
Cellular component (GO): microtubule; kinesin complex
Molecular function (GO): ATP hydrolysis activity; microtubule binding; microtubule motor activity
Source: RefSeq, a predicted model, not a curated record
GUCAAUUUGCAGUCAGUCCACGGAAAAUGUCAUUCAAGAAAAGAGUUUUUUUCAGAAUAUUUCCUACUGAAAAGACGGAAUUUGAGCACAUAAAAUUAGACAGCAAAACCGGUACAAUAUACGUUCGCCAUUUACAAGAAUUGUCUAAAAACAACAUUAAAACAGAUCGCAGUUACUGGAAGUUUGAAACCGAUGGAAUUUUUUACAACUCGACUCAAGAAACCGUAUAUAAUGAUGUCACAGCGGGAGUUUUGGAAGAGGUAAUCAAUGGAAAUAACGCCGUGAUAGCAUCAUUUGGCCAAACAGGCUCUGGAAAAACUUUCACCAUAAGCGGCCUUCAUAUUACUGAAAACGAAUUUGGAAUCCUUCCACGCAUCGCUAAAGAUUUCCUGGCCUUAAGAAAAUCGAUGCCCAACAAUAUCAAGCUUGGAAUUGAUAUGUCCUAUGUGGAAUUCUACAACACUUUUGCCAUCGAUCUUCUAAAACCAGAUCUUAUUACCAUUGAAAUUUCCAAAUGCCGGGAAGUCCGGAAGGUUCAAAUCUCCAACGAGUUUGAAGCUCUAAAGUGCAUCUUUCUAGGAGAAGCCCGCAAAAAUUUCAAGCAGGGAUGCAGAUAUUUAUCGAAUUUGGACACGAAUGUGGCAACUUUCCAUAUAACAAAGAAAGAUAUGGAUCUAACUAACCCAGUGAAAAUUUGCUCGAGGCUGCAUAUAAUUGACAUGGCCGGGAACGAUACAUGUGGAAACAUGAAACUAUUCUGCAAAAACCCCAAAGAAAUCGGGCUGGCAAAUGUAACCAAAUCGCAAUUGGAACAGUUCAUUCUGUGUCUUUCUACGAACAUAUCGAAAAACAUCCGAGUAAAGCAACGGAUCAACUCACUAAUUUAUUAUUUGAAUGGGGAUUUUGCCUCAGAGAGUAUCCUCAGAUUCAUAGGCCAUAUCAAGGCGAAGAAUGAAGACCUUCUAAUAACGCUGUCGAUGUUAAGAUUCGGAAAUAUCCUCAAAGGCCUCAAAAUGAAGCGAAAAGUAAUGCAAUUCGAACUCAAUGAGGAAGUGGAACUGCAAUACCUCAGGAAUAAAUUGCAAUCUAUUGAAAAAGAUCAGCAUUUGAACUCUGUGCUGCUCAACCGCGAUUUGGUCACUGGGAUGAAUCCCGAGCGAAUAAAGCAUCUGCACAAUUUAAUUCAAGACUACCUGGCUGGGAAUGUACAGGAAAUUCCUCUUAUGAACGUAGCGGAUGCUGGCCUUGUUCUGGAAAACAUCAGAACCCUUUGUAAAGGCCUUGAAAAUGAAAUAAAGGCUCUUCAAAUUGAAAAUCAAGGAUUGGUAGCCCAUCAGCAGAGCGAAGUUACUUUGAAGCAAAAAAGCUCCAAAAGCUCUUCGCAUAGCACGAUUGGUAAACUGUCGCGCAGAUCUUCAAAGGCCCGAUCCAAGGAGAGUAUUACAAAAGAAAAUAAACAGAGCGGCAGUAACAUUGCAGAAAAACAGAAGCUCAAUGAAACUGGGGAGUUAUCAAUUGCUUCCUCCCAAAAACGCAAAAAAUCUGUAACAAAAUCGUCCACCAGCGGCAUGAAUAAGGCAACCAACCGAAAAAAAUCCAGUAAUACUUCCGUCGAAAAACGCGAUUCAAAGAGCAGCGUUAAAAGCCUGGAUGUUCAAAUGCCCAUUCCCGAGAUGAUUCCUGAAAAACAGGAUAUGUGGAGACGAUUUGCUUCGUCCAGCCAUUACAAAGAGAGAGUUGAAGAAUACAAGCAAAACGAACAAGAGAUAAAGAGCCACUUUUCCAGUUAUGUGCACGAGAUUAAAAAACUGCAAAAAAUCAAAGAUGACAAUGAUAAACACAUCAACGACUUACUGCUGGCGCAAACAUACAGAAAAUUCAACAGCAAGGAUGAAUUUGAUGAACAGGGUCUGUUGGUCUUAUCCUAUGCAGAAAAGGAAUGCAAGGAAAGGCUGGAUGAAACGCGCGAAAUGCUGGUGGAUCAGCAGGAGAUUACUUUAACAGCGCAGGAAGCUUUGAAGGCUUAUCUGGACAAUCGACAAAAUAUCAUCAAAAGCGCCGAGAGCGAGUUUGAUCAGUUUUGCGCUGAAAACUACCAAGUUCCUAGCGUGGAUAUCCAGCUGGUUCAAAAUGACUUGAACCCGUACACUUUCGACGCAAACAUUGAAGAUCCAGACAGUGUCUUAGAAAAGGAAGAAGAACUUACGUUUAUCCCAGAGCCACCUGCAAAGACGCAGAUCAUUCGAAAUCUCCAAACAUUGCUACAACGCGAACAAAGAGCCAGAAUAAAAGCUAUAAACAGAAAAAAACAAGAGUGGAGAAACGUUUGAAAUAUUCCCAAUCUUUCUGGUGGAAGAAAAACAACAAUAUUAUUAUGUAAUUAUAUAUGUAUUCAGAAAA